UUAGAAUGUAUUCUUCUUCUUCUUUCUUUAUUCUUGCAUGUUGUAAAGUAUUUUUGAAAUCCUAUUAAAAGAAUUUUAAAAAAAGAAACAAGUAGACAGAAAUAUAUAGUCUUGAAGAAGUAUAUCAGUCCCAUGCACCCUCUUACCAAACCACCUCACCAAAUUUUCAACUCUUUUUCAUUUCUAACAAGAGAAUCUUCCCAAACCUCUCUUUAUUUCGAUUCUCCGAGACCAAAAAAAACAUAUAACAACUCUCACCAUGCCGGAGAAAACUCGCCAUACAAAGGCUCUCACGGCCACUAUCCUCACGGCGAUGGCGUUUCUCGCGUUUCCAAUGAUCAUCAACGCUUCAGAUUCAUCAACCAAUAGAAAACUCGAAGAGGAUCCAAUAAAAUGCACACCUUGUCUCCAAAACAUUCCUCCUCCACCGCCAUCACCUCCACCGCCGUCUCCAGCUUGUCCUCCACCACCACUGCCUCCUUCACCGCCAAAGAAGUCUUAUUGUCCACCACCUCCGUCCACUUACAUAUACAUGACUGGUCCACCAGGAGAGUUGUAUCCCAUUGAUCAGCAGUUUGGAGCGGCUGCUGCAAAAAGGUUUACGGUGGUGAAGAUCUUAGGCCUGAUCGCGUUUGGAGUUAUGAGUUUCUUGAUGAUCAUGAACUGAUGUUGUUUCGUUGACUCGUUGUUUAUCGUUUCAUAGAUUCGUUUACUUUUGACGGAUGGGUAUAUGUUGUUCAGAUAACUCUUAAUUAAUGAUUAUCCGAUAAAUUGUCGAUUGUGCAUUUUCUCUUUGGUUAGGAUCACUUGAUUUCGGUUGAUUCUCGAGUGGCCAUGAUUUUUUUUAAAACCAUAUUCUUUAAAU
Molecule: messenger RNA, 865 nt
Organism: Arabidopsis lyrata subsp. lyrata
Lineage: Eukaryota; Viridiplantae; Streptophyta; Magnoliopsida; Brassicales; Brassicaceae
Product: leucine-rich repeat extensin-like protein 3
Exons: 1
Coding region: 260-667 (135 amino acids)
Source: RefSeq, a predicted model, not a curated record